Messenger RNA from Chaetomium strumarium, 1048 nucleotides. RefSeq lists its product as uncharacterized. Bases 293 to 619 code for a protein of 108 amino acids. Lineage: Eukaryota; Fungi; Ascomycota; Sordariomycetes; Sordariales; Chaetomiaceae. The record is from RefSeq and is a predicted model, not a curated record. The transcript is spliced from 8 exons.
CGCAUUUAUUUUAUUUUCUCUGAAGGGCGCCAUUCCUAACACGUUUUUCGCUUUACCUUGGAGAACAGCUCCAUUGGGAGUUAUGGUACGAACUUUCAAAGUAUAGAGAUCCCUUAAGCCAUACUUGAGACGAUGGUAGUAAAACGAAUGAGCGGCAAGCUGCAGCCCGUUUCCACUUCACCCAAACUCGAGCACUCUUCGGCGCCCUUAUUAUCCCGCUUCGGAUUGCUCGGCAGGCCCAACGCCGCCUUCCACAAAACGAUCUUUUCCAGGACAGUUCAAACAGGCGACCAUGGGGCCGGCAACAGUGUUUUGCGGGGGGUGGCUCUGGACCCUGGGACAACCCGGCCUGAAGAGAUUCAAGAUGAUAGAUUCUCCGUGGUUUGAAGCCGCCGUUGAUUAUGUCUCAGCCCUACAUACCACAUGGCUCGCGUUGUACAUACUAGUACUUUACUACGACCGCCGAUCACAGUUUAGGAUCUUGGACGGUGGAGGUGGCAAGGGCUCGGACCACGGCGCAGCAACGGAGGAGCCAUUUGCGAAUGCGAACUGCUAUCUCUUGGCGGGCAGGAGUCGCAGGGCCUUCUGGCUCGUCCCGUCACACACGCCUAUCAUGUAGGUGGCCGGGUCCUGCGAACAAACAGAAGAAGGCCAGAUGAACUCGGCCGUUUGGUGGUCUGAUGGAAGGGUGCGGCGACUGCUGAUUGGGCUUCGCUGCAUGUGUUUCGGCAGGAUGCAACGACGGCUCACGGAAUGUCAGUGUGGGAGGACCCCUGUGCUUCGCUUCCCCCCUCUCCGCAGUUGCAACCAUGGGGCUGUUGUCAAAUCUCGCUCCCGCUGAGGGAAAGCAAUGCUGCUACGGAGGUGUUCCUUGUUCCGACUGUGUAAAUAGAAAUGGGGUAGCAGCAUGAUCUGCUUCUGAAAUUGAGCGUGACCUGGCAGAUGAACGGCCAUGACGAACUUUUCAGCAGGUUACACUGGUGUGAAGGGUUCGGAGAUGGUGAUGGUAGACCACGAACACUGAGCUUGAUAGGUAGUUAAUCGACAC